This is a messenger RNA of Phaeoacremonium minimum UCRPA7, 792 nucleotides long. RefSeq lists its product as hypothetical. The transcript is spliced from 2 exons. NCBI's taxonomy places the organism in Eukaryota, Fungi, Ascomycota, Sordariomycetes, Togniniales, Togniniaceae. The record is from RefSeq and is a predicted model, not a curated record. The coding region runs from base 1 to 792 and encodes 263 amino acids.
AUGACUCCUCAACUCAAGGGGCCGGAGGAUUACUCCUCGAACCCCAGCACGAUAAGAGCCAGACGCCGGAAAGACAAGUUGCAAGGCGGAGCAAAGGUCCUGGACCAUGCAAAGAUGGCUGACUACAAGGCUUUGAUCGAUGCGCGAAAGGCCGUGCAGAAGAAGGACGAGUACAAAAAAGCCACAAAGCCAAUGCAGGAGCAGAUGUUGACAGAAGCCAUGGCAUCGACCAUGGAGAAGCGCUUCAUGGCCAACAAUGGACCAAUGCCUCCCGCACCUCACCAAGCCUACCCGGUGAGUUCGUCGCCGUCUCUGUUUGUUAACCACCCCAUGACAACAAUGUCCGCGCCGUUCCAUACCAUUCCCAACCCGCCACCCCCUGCGGCUCACUUUCCCCGAACCAGCACGGCCACGGCUGACGGCAACAUGCCGGGUGGCGGCGACGUGGACUCGAUACGCAGUAUUCUCGAGAACCUCGUGCCAGCCGUGCGCAACGUCACUAGGCACGUUGACAAUCUGCACACGCAGGUAGGGCAGCUUCGACAGGAGCUUUGUGCGCACACGAACCGUGCUGGAGAGACAGACACCAAGGUCGUUCAGGCAGAGAACGACGUCCAGGUGUUGACCAGUGAGACGGUGCCGCAGCUGUGGGAGGCGCUCAGUAAACUGGAGACAGCAGUCAGUGGCAUCGAGACCAAGGUCGGCCAGGGCUCCGAUGCCGAGAUGACCAAGAUGCGCGGUGUCAUGAGGGGAUUCCAGGACGCGCUGAACAGCGCCGGAGGCUACAACUGA